AAACUGGCCCAUGCUACUUCCGUAACUCGUAAAACUGUUUCCCUGCGCCAACAAAAUUUAGCUUGAAAUAAGAAUUGGUGCACUGCUGCUUCCAUUUACAGGAAUAGUGCAUCAGUUUUCCAGAUUGCUCCUUAAAUCCAUAGCCAUUUUUGCCAGCAGUGACAUCGCGUGUGGUCCGAAAUGAAAUUACUAACGCACAACAUGUUGACGUCGCAUGUGAAAGGGGUUACUAAGGGUUAUCCACUUCUAAUCAAGGCGACGGAGGUGAAAGUGAGCGAAGUGGAGUUCAACCCCCAGUUCGUCAGCCGGAUGAUCCCCAAGCUGGAGUGGCCCUCACUGGUGCAGGCGGCCGCCGGGCUUGGUUACUUGAACGAUCUACCCAGUGAUCUUGUCCCAGACUACGAGAACAACGAGGGGUUUCUGCGCAAAGUCCAUCGUGUUCUGCUGGAGGUAGAGGUGCUUGAGGGGUGCCUGCAGUGCCCAGAAUCAGGGCGCGAGUUCCCCAUCUCCCGGGGGAUUCCCAACAUGCUCUUGAAUGAGGAUGAAGUUUAGAGAAGUGCUUGCUUUCAUUUUUACCAAAUGCAUCCUGCAACCCAGCACCAGUAUUGGGAAGAUAUAGCAGCUCGUCACAGCAGCCACUCCAUCCGAUUCAUGGAUCUCUUAGUGAAACAUGCACAGCUUAGCCACGGCACCAUGCUGCAAGUCUUUGUGAAUCCAUUUUAAAAGGGAGAAAGAAAGAGUCAUCAGACCUUCUGCUGCGCCGUAGGUUCUCAGCCACAGCGUCUGCAGGCUUUUGUGUCUGCAGUGUGCUUAUGACAUCACUCAGUUUGCCAAUUAAUUGUCCCUCCGGUGCAAAGGGAGUGUGGAACGAUGGAAGCAUGUUCUCUCCUAUGAGUUAUUUCUGGAUCAGGUGCAGUGACCUUUUUGUUAAAGCAGUAGAAAAUCUUUUCAUGUUGGUAUUAUACUAAUCUAGUUGUACUUUAUAGGUUGGUUGCUAUUCACACAUGUAUAGGUUGGUUGCUAUUCACACAUUUCAAAUACACAGAUAUGAUAAAUCCCUAUACAUAUAUAAACACAAAUUGCUUUAGAGCAAUACUACCAUAUCUAUAUAGCAGCAUCGUCUCAUUCCUGUAUUUCAUCUUGAUAUCUCUCUGCUUUGUCUCACAAAAUAUAUUUCCUCCUGUGUGCAUAUACACACACUCAGUCUUUAGA
Molecule: messenger RNA, 1212 nt
Organism: Megalops cyprinoides (Indo-Pacific tarpon)
Lineage: Eukaryota; Metazoa; Chordata; Actinopteri; Elopiformes; Megalopidae
Gene: trmt112
Product: tRNA methyltransferase subunit 11-2
Exons: 4
Coding region: 181-552 (123 amino acids)
Biological process (GO): peptidyl-glutamine methylation; tRNA methylation; rRNA (guanine-N7)-methylation
Molecular function (GO): protein heterodimerization activity
Source: RefSeq, a predicted model, not a curated record